AUGCCCCGUGUUAUACGGCUGGCUGCUGCUCAGAUGGGCGCGACGCACCGUACUGACUCUCGAGCCAAGACCAUGGAUAGAAUGCUGCACCUUCUGGACGAGGCGUCUUCCCAGGGCGCACAAGUCGUCCUCUACCCAGAGAUCGCCUUCACGACCUUCUUCCCCCGCUACAUCAUCCACGACAAAGACGAACUGGAGUCGUGGUUCGAGCACGGAGAUGUGACUACGAAUCCAAACACGAAACCGCUGUUUGACCGCGCCAAGGAGCUUCACAUCGAUAUUUCGGUCGGCUUCGCCGAGGCGACUGAUGACGGGCAGCACUUCAAUACUUGUAUCUACUACAGCAGCCACUCCGGGAGUAUCUUGAGUAAAUAUAGGAAGGUGCAUCUACCGGGGACGUUCGAGCCAUUCGACGACCCGGACGCCGUGCAGCAGCUCGAGAAACGUUACUUCAAGCCGGGUGAUUUGGGUUUCACCGCGUUUAGAGUCCCGGGGCUGGAGAAAGACGAACCCUCUGCGGGGCGUGGCCAGCCAAUCUUCGGUAUGAUGAUUUGCAACGAUCGCCGCUGGGCGGAAGCUUGGAGAGUGUUAGGUCUGCAGGGAGUGGAAGUUGUCUUGUGCGGAUUCAAUACCGCCGGCUGGGCGCCACACCUGUGGGGUUCAUCUCCAGACCAAGAUCCCAAGGAAGCCGAGGAGACGGCGCUGUUCCACCAUAAAUUGGUCAUGCAGGCUCAUUCCUACACUAAUGCGACUUUCUCCAUCUCGGCUGCCCGGUGUGGCUACGACGAUGGCAUAUUUUCCUUGAUUGGAGGUAGUUGCAUCGUCGAUCCCGAAGGGAAGAUCUUGGUGGAAAGCAAGACCAUUGAGGACGAGCUCAUAGUUGCAGACUGCGACUUGGAUCUGUGUAAGCAGGGGAAGGAGAAGACGUUCGCUUUCGGCAAGCAUAGAAGGGUCGAACAUUACAAGAGGAUCACGGAGCAGGCUGGCGUUAUCGAGCCUCCUAUGCUAGGCGAGGUCCCUGACGGUCCUUCACAAUCUUCUGCAAAUGGAACGUCCGCGCAAACCGUUAACGGCGUCAAGCGGAAGACCAUUCGAAUUCUCCUCUGUAAUCCCAACUCGACAAAGUUUAUGACAGACAACUGCGUCGAGAUGGUGAAGCCUACCCUUCCCCCAGACGUCGAGGUUGUGGGCUUCACGGCUCCUCGACCUGCUCCGACGGCUAUCGAAGGGAGCUUCGAUAAUGUGAUGUCCGCUGCGGCUGCCAUGCGCGCUAUCAUGCCCAUUGCAAGCGAUUUUGACGCUUUCCUUGUUGCAUGUUAUUCGGACCAUGCGUUAAUCCGGAUGCUCAGGGAAGAGUUCAAGCAACCGGUCAUUGGCAUCAUGGAGGCAAGUCUCUUCGCGGCACGUACCCUGGGCGGUCGAUUCGGCAUCAUCUCUACCUCCGCCCGUUCCAAAGUUAUGCUCGAAGAUUCCGUCAGACAUUACGGGUUCGACGCUUUUUGUGCCGGCGUCGGGCACUGUAACAUGGGCGUCCUGGAUCUAGAGAGCAGGGGUCCCGACGAAGUUACGAAAGUUAUGUGUGAUGUCGGCAAGGAGCUGGUGGCCAAAGGAGCCGACGUGCUUACGCUGGGCUGUGCUGGGAUGACCAUGUUGAAGCCUGCAGUAGAGAAGGCUGUCGGUGACAGUGUCACUGUCAUUGAUGGGGUCCUCGCGGGAGUCCAUCAUUUGGUGGGCGUAAUGAGAAUGGGCGGGAAGACCGCGAAGGCGGGUAUGUACAACUCCUCCGAGGCUGGGAGAGUCGCUAGAGAACAGAAGUGGUAUUGA
This is a messenger RNA of Gloeophyllum trabeum ATCC 11539, 1824 nucleotides long. Its product is annotated as carbon-nitrogen hydrolase. The coding region runs from base 1 to 1824 and encodes 607 amino acids. The record is from RefSeq and is a predicted model, not a curated record. The transcript has a single exon. Lineage: Eukaryota; Fungi; Basidiomycota; Agaricomycetes; Gloeophyllales; Gloeophyllaceae.